This is a messenger RNA of Anoplopoma fimbria (sablefish), 2096 nucleotides long. RefSeq names its product phosphatidylinositol-4-phosphate 5-kinase-like 1 (gene pip5kl1). Gene Ontology annotation, biological process: phosphatidylinositol metabolic process. Bases 1 to 1359 code for a protein of 452 amino acids. Gene Ontology annotation, molecular function: phosphatidylinositol kinase activity. The transcript is spliced from 9 exons. Lineage: Eukaryota; Metazoa; Chordata; Actinopteri; Perciformes; Anoplopomatidae. The record is from RefSeq and is a predicted model, not a curated record.
AUGGAGAUGUCAGCGGCUGCAGGUGGCCUGGGUACGGCUGGUCACCGUCAGCACUCCGGCACAGUGAGGAGGAGGCUGUGGGGAGGUCUGAGGCAGCAGUGGAAGCUUCUGGGCUUGUUUGAAAUAGAUCAGCAGCACGAGUUCUACAGCCUGACCUGCAUGAUGAAGGAGGGAUUGGCCGCAGCCACCCAAAACAACGUUAACAGUGCACCUACAAAUGAACUUGCAGAUGAUGAUUACAGAUUAGAGGUCACUCAGAUUCAUAAGGACUUUACAAUGGAGACAUUUGCAGGCCCAGUGUUUGCCAGCCUGCGUGGCUCUUUAGGAAUGACGGAGCAGGAGUAUCAGCAGUCCCUCUGCUCUGAAAACUGCUACCUCCAAUUCAUCAGCAACUCCAAGAGCAAGGCCGACUUCUUCCUGACAAAUGAUAAGCGCUUCUUCUUGAAGACCCAGAACAAAAGGGAAAUCAAAUUCCUUCUGGCCAACCUGAAUAUCUACAUCGAACAUCUGAGGAAGUUCCCCCAUUCGUUGCUGGUCAAGUUUCUAGGUGUUCACAGGAUCAAAAUCCCACACAGACGGAAGAAAUACUUUAUAGUUAUGCAAAGUGUGUUUUAUCCUGAUGAACGAAUCAAUGCCAGGUACGACAUUAAGGGCUGUGAGGUGAGUCGUUGGACAGAGCCAGCACCAGAGGGAAGCCAGAUAAUUGUGGUUCUCAAAGACCUCAACUUUGAAGGCCAGUACGUCAUUCUGGACCGACAGCGUCCCUGGCUUCUGCAGCAGGUGGAAAUCGACACGCACUUCCUCCGGAGGCUCAAUGUGUUGGACUACAGUCUCCUCCUGGCCCAUCAGCCCUUACAUCACGAUGAACGCCACCAGAGUCUCUCCUUUGCUACUCUCAUCAUGAGAACCAAAAAAUCUAUGAAUCCAGGCUCCAGCCCUAUCCAAGCAGGCAUAACUCCUGUCCCUGGGACAGUCUUAGAAGAUGACUCCACCUUAAAUUUGUCUGAAACAGAUUGCAGCUUUUUGGAGCAAUUACAAGCAAGAGUUGCAUCAAGUGUUGGAACUAUUCAAACGUGCCCAGAGCAUUCAGGGCCAGGCAGUGACGCAGCUGAGCUUCCAGACUUCAAGGCCCAAAACAGACGUUUACUGCCCAACCUAAAGAAUCCUCUGCACGUCGUUGAUGGGCCUGAGCAGCGCUACUUCAUCGGCAUCAUUGACAUUUUCACAGUUUACAGUUUUAAAAAGAGGUUGGAGCAUUUGUGGAAGAGGCUGAGACAUCCAGGCCGGUCCUUCUCCACCGUUAGUCCACAAACUUACUGCCUCAGACUAUGUCACUGGGUACAGGACCAUACCAAGUAGACCUUGUAUGAGUGGUAGAGACUUACUACCAACUCUCACUGAGCAUGUCCAAUUAACCAAAGUCCAAUCAACCAAAGUCCAAGUCCAAUCCAAGUCCAAUCAACCAAAGUCCAAUCAACCAAAGUCCAAUCAACCAAAGUCGCAAAAUGCUCAAACACACAUCUAUAGUAUUUUUUUCAGCCUGGACUCCUAAAAACUACGUUUUCAUACAAACAAAAUUAAAUGUAAUUUACAUUUUGUGGGAAACAACGGAUGGGUCCAAAAACACGGGACUUUCACCCAGGAGGCCGCUGCCCAUGUCCCAUGCAAAAUGAAAAGUUAGCAUUUAACGUCACACAUGUAAUGUAAUACUUAUUUUAGCCAAACCAUGAUCUUUUACUUAAACUAACCAUGUAAUGUUGUCUAUUUUUUUCAAAGCUUUAACCAAGUGUUAUAAACUGCGACCGUAAUGAGGGAGAAAAUAUCUUUCCCUCGAAACGGAAUUUUUAACGAGUUUAGUUGUAUGGGAACAUUAUUUUUAAAAGGCCAUUGCUUAUUUGUAUCUCAUGUCGACAUUUUGAGAACUGAAAAAUAUUUUCUCCAGGCACCUAAAUUUUAUUUUGUAGAGGAAUUAUGAUCACACAAUACAUUGAGACAGUGCAAAUAAAAAACGAUUCUGUUCUCACAAAAUGUAUUGGUAUGUUUUCCAUGGUGGAACAGACAUAUACUAAAUACCCUUUUUGAAACAGCUAAAUAAA